Anopheles nili is the source of this 3021-nucleotide messenger RNA. RefSeq names its product chromosome transmission fidelity protein 18 homolog (gene cutlet). NCBI's taxonomy places the organism in Eukaryota, Metazoa, Arthropoda, Insecta, Diptera, Culicidae. The transcript is spliced from 9 exons. Gene Ontology annotation, molecular function: ATP hydrolysis activity; ATP binding. Bases 1 to 2985 code for a protein of 994 amino acids. The record is from RefSeq and is a predicted model, not a curated record.
AUGGAUUAUUAUCCUACGGAGGAAGAAGAGUUCGAGCUGGUGUACGAGGAUGACCUCGAAGCAAUGAACGAUAUGGAUGACGAUCCACCUGAACGGGGUAACGGUUUACCGGUGCCUAGUACACCAUCUGAAAGAAAUAAUGGUCCUAGAUCAUCCAGCUCCUGCUAUCGGACACCUGGUCAGUUGGGUACGAUUGACGAAAGUCCACUGGCCAGUCCAGCGCUAUCAGUGAUUACUCGCGGGAGCAGUACCGCGCACAAACGGCUCUUCGAUACUCCAGGUCCAUCGUCGCUGGCAGUGGCGCAUCGUGGUGGCGUUCGUGCGGCGUCCACACCUUUUCCCGGAGCAACAGAAUCCAGAAAUGCACUUCAAGCACUGCAACAAGUGGACGUUAACCCACGAAAACGUCGACUCGAUGCGUUAUUCGGUGACAUUCAUGACAUCGAAGAGGAGGAGCCGUAUGAUCAGCUCGUGUAUAGUUCGCAGAAGAAGUCGAAAACAGAAGAGGAACAGGACAUGGAGUUGAUCGAGCAAAUCCUUGAAGCACGCCAGCGAUACAAUGCAGUAGUAAAUCCAUCAAAACCAUCGCUAUUAUCACGAGCGGAAGCAUUACAUCGGUUCAAAAUGGACAACAUAUCAUUGGAGCCUCCCAAGUGGCCAUCGAUGACUAUUAUGCGUAGUGAUAAGACCUGCAUUUAUGUUCGGUUUCACUCGGAAGAGUUUGAGAAAAAACAAAUCGACGAAAUCAGCUGUACCGGGAAUGGAUACAGCGGUCUUUUGGGAACGCAGAAGGAGCUUAUCUGGGAAGAGGCAAAUGAAAUAGUUGCAAAACGAUUAACGGAUACGGGCAAUGAAGUAGUCGAAAUGACUGAACCUAGGGAAAUCGUAAUACCCACCGAAACAAGCACACUGUGGGUGGAAAAGUACCGUCCUCGGCGGUACAUUGAUUUGCUUUCGGAUGAAACCACAAACCGAAACCUGCUGCAGUGGUUAAAGCUCUGGGAUAAGGCUGUUUUUGGUCGGGAACCGGUAAAAAAGCCAACAGAGACUAAAAACCAACUUAGCAGCUUUAACAAGAAAACGGGUCGUUUCGAAUCGACCGGUGGCUGGGCGAAGGGUGCUCGUAAGAAUCGCUCCACGCUUAACACCGAGCUGGAUCAACACGGAUGUCCGAUACAAAAAGUAGCUCUACUAUGCGGACCUCCUGGACUGGGAAAGACCACCCUGGCGCAUACGAUCGCUCGGCAUGCUGGAUAUGCCGUGCGGGAGGUUAACGCUUCGGACGAUCGUAGUCCCGACGCGUUCCGCUUGGUGCUGGAGAAUAGCACGCAGAUGAAAUCGGUGCUUAACAAGGACAACCGGCCGAAUUGUAUCAUAUUGGACGAAAUCGACGGUGCUCCGCUGGCGGCGAUCGAGUUUCUACUCCGUUUCAUCGCUGGCAACGCGGGCUCCCAGAAGGCUGGAGCUAAGAAAGGCGGGAAAACAGGCAACGAAAAGUUCGUUCUGAAGCGGCCGAUCAUUUGCAUUUGUAACGACAUGUACGCGCCGGCAUUGCGACAACUACGGCAGGUGGCUUUUGUCGUGAACUUCCCACCGACGGAGUGCGCACGGCUUGCAGAUCGGUUACUGGCGAUAGCAGAAAAGGAGCGCAUAACUACUGAUCUUGCAUCGAUGUUUGCACUCGCUGAGAAGACCGGCAACGAUGUGCGGUCAUGCCUGUCGAUGCUGCAGUUUUUUGCGAGUGCGAAAAAACCAAUUCGGCUAACGGAUGUCCUUAAGAGCACCGUCGGCCAAAAGGACCGUCAGAAGGGGCUGUUCAGUAUAUGGUCAUCGAUCUUCCAAAUAAACCGCCCGAAGAAAACAGUCAACGAGGAUCCGAAUGCUACACUGACGGAAGUCGUCACGCUAACAGACAUGUCGGCUAAGACACGAAUGUCGAACGUAAUCGAGGUGGUAACGAUGGCCGGUGAUUACGAGCGUCUGAUGCAGGGCGUGUACGAAAAUUACCUUCACCAAAAGAUGCCGGAUUCAAAUAUGUGUGGCAUCGCAGAGGCUAUAGAUUGGUUUGGCUUCAACGAUCGACUGCUGCACAUUGUGAACCAGAAGCAGAACUACUCCAUUUAUCCAUAUCUGGCGUACGGGUUCGUCAUGUGGCACUAUCUGUUUGCAACCCUGGCCUGGCCUAAAAUCAACUUCCCCAGCAAAGGAUACGAGCAUUCGCAAAAGCUCGCCGGCACGAAGCUAAUCCUUACCGGGCUACGGAAAGGAUUGUCCGCACACUUGAAGGGCGUCGGUGAGGGAUCGUCGAUGAUAAUCGACACGAUACCAAUGCUGAAGCGCGUCAUCAACCCAUCCUUGCGGUCCGUUUCGUUGCAGCUACUAUCGCAAAAGGAGAAAUCCGACCUCACCCACACGGUGCAGGUGAUGGCAGACUUCGGGCUGAACUACAUCCAGCUGAAAACGCCCGAGGGCACCUACCAGUACCAGCUGAAUCCGGAUCUCGAUCAAUUGUGCUCGUUCAACGGCGUCGCAGGCCAAAGCUCAACCUACUUCGGCAAGCAGAUCGUAGCGCGCGAGGUCGAGCUAGAGCAGAUGCGUCGAGCCCAGCCGAAAGCGAUCGAUAGCGGAAAUGGCGUGCGAGGUGUCGCCGGUUCGAACACAAAAUCCACCGAAAAGGGUCUCCACCGGUCGAAGGAGAACACGGUGCCGGUCGGUACGAGCAAAGCCAAGAAGGUGAACGAAAACCCAAAGACGUCUACGGAGCUUCCAAAUCACCUGCGCACGCUGAAACCGAAGCAAAUUGUGCAGAAAACGAAGGAAGUGAUUUCGAAGGACUUUUUCGGGCGCAUCUCUACGAAGGAAACGGCUCUGUCGGUCAAGGAGGGUGGAACCGAUGCCAUUGUAAAAAGUCCCAUCUGGUAUCGGUACAAGGAAGGUUACAACAACGCCGUCCGGAAAGAUGUAACAUUAAAAGAUCUAAUGUAACUGAUCGUGGAAUCUAGAAGAUUCUUUCAGUUGAUG